Messenger RNA from Lathyrus sativus (Indian pea), 408 nucleotides. The record is from the annotation of a GenBank genome assembly. NCBI's taxonomy places the organism in Eukaryota, Viridiplantae, Streptophyta, Magnoliopsida, Fabales, Fabaceae.
AUGGAUGAUCCGUUUGAUUCUUGUGUGAAUUUGGAGGAGACCCAUUUGAUGGAAGGCUACAACGAAGGCUACAGCGAUGGCCUUGUUGCGGGCAAGGAGGAGGGAAAGCAGGUCGGGCUCAAGGUCGGUUUUGAGGUUGGUGAGGAAGUUGGCUUCUACAGCGGCUGCAUCUACAUCUGGACAUCCGCCAUCCAGAUCGAUCCAGCCUGCUUCUCUUCACGGGCCAAAACGGCUAUCACCCAGAUGCAGGACUUGAUCCACAAAUACCCUCUAAUGGAUCCUGAAGAUCUACAAGUGCAGGAGAUCAUGGAUAGCCUCAGGCUCAAGUUCAAGAUGAUGUGUUCUUCAUUGCAUGUCAAGCUCCACUAUAAAGGCUAUCCUGCUGAGGCUAAUGACACUCAGUUUUGA